AUCCCCCGGCUGCGCCGCUUCUCCGGCUGCUGCUUACCGCGCCGGACGCUCGGGCUGCGGGACAGGGCGGCACUGGCCGGCCACAGCGACGCCGGCGCCGAGGGACACCGCAGUAUGAGGCAGAGAUUAACGUGACAGUGUCAGGUGGACCCACAGCCAUCCCACCUCCCCCUCUGGGGAGUGCUGAGAGUGAGGCAGCAUGGAGGAGAGGAAGCAUGAGACCAUGAACCCAGCUCAUGUCCUCUUUGACCGGUUUGUCCAGGCCACCACCUGCAAGGGAACCCUCAAGGCGUUCCAGGAGCUCUGUGACCACCUGGAACUGAAGCCAAAGGACUACCGCUCCUUCUAUCACAAGCUCAAGUCCAAGCUUAACUACUGGAAAGCCAAAGCCCUCUGGGCAAAAUUGGACAAACGGGGCAGUCACAAAGACUACAAAAAGGGAAAAGCGUGCGCUAACACCAAGUGUCUCAUCAUUGGGGCUGGCCCCUGUGGUCUCCGUACAGCCAUCGACUUAUCCUUACUGGGGGCCAAGGUGGUUGUUAUUGAGAAACGAGAUGCCUUCUCCCGCAACAACGUCUUGCAUCUCUGGCCAUUCACCAUACAUGAUCUACGAGGUCUGGGUGCCAAGAAGUUCUAUGGCAAGUUCUGUGCUGGAGCCAUCGACCAUAUCAGUAUCCGUCAGCUCCAACUAAUACUUUUGAAAGUAGCCUUGAUCCUAGGCAUUGAAAUCCACGUCAAUGUGGAAUUCCAAGGACUUAUACAGCCUCCUGAGGACCAAGAGAAUGAACGGAUAGGCUGGCGGGCACUGGUGCACCCCAAGACUCAUCCUGUGUCAGAGUAUGAAUUUGAAGUGAUCAUCGGUGGGGAUGGUCGGAGGAACACCUUGGAAGGGUUUCGUCGGAAAGAAUUCCGUGGCAAACUGGCCAUCGCCAUCACGGCAAAUUUUAUCAACCGAAAUACAACAGCAGAAGCUAAAGUGGAAGAGAUCAGUGGUGUGGCUUUUAUAUUCAACCAAAAAUUUUUCCAGGAACUGAGGGAAGCCACAGGUAUUGACUUGGAGAACAUCGUUUACUACAAAGAUGACACACACUAUUUCGUUAUGACAGCCAAAAAGCAGAGUUUGCUGGACAAAGGAGUGAUACUACAUGACUACGCCGACACAGAGCUCCUGCUUUCCCGAGAAAACGUGGACCAGGAAGCUCUGCUCAGCUAUGCCAGGGAGGCGGCAGACUUCUCUACCCAGCAGCAGCUGCCGUCUCUGGAUUUUGCCAUCAAUCACUAUGGGCAGCCCGAUGUGGCCAUGUUUGACUUCACUUGUAUGUAUGCCUCCGAGAACGCCGCCUUGGUGCGGGAGCAGAACGGACACCAGUUACUAGUGGCUCUGGUCGGGGACAGCCUCCUAGAGCCUUUCUGGCCAAUGGGAACAGGAAUAGCCCGGGGCUUUCUAGCUGCUAUGGACUCUGCCUGGAUGGUCCGAAGCUGGUCUCUAGGAACGAGCCCUUUGGAAGUGCUGGCAGAGAGGGAAAGUAUUUACAGGUUACUGCCUCAGACCACCCCUGAGAAUGUGAGUAAGAACUUCAGCCAGUACAGUAUUGACCCUGUCACUCGGUAUCCCAAUAUCAACGUCAACUUCCUCCGGCCAAGCCAGGUGCGCCAUUUAUAUGAUACUGGCGAAACAAAAGAUAUUCACCUGGAAAUGGAGAGCCUGGUGAAUUCCCGAACCACCCCCAAAUUGACUCGCAAUGAGUCUGUAGCUCGUUCAAGCAAACUGCUGGGUUGGUGCCAGAGGCAGACAGAUGGCUAUGCAGGGGUAAACGUGACAGAUCUCACCAUGUCCUGGAAAAGUGGCUUGGCCCUUUGUGCAAUUAUCCAUAGAUACCGCCCUGACCUGAUAGAUUUUGAUUCUUUGGAUGAGCAAAAUGUGGAGAAGAAUAACCAACUGGCCUUUGACAUUGCUGAGAAGGAAUUGGGCAUUUCUCCCAUCAUGACAGGCAAAGAAAUGGCCUCCGUGGGGGAGCCUGAUAAGCUGUCCAUGGUGAUGUACCUGACUCAGUUCUACGAGAUGUUUAAGGACUCCCUCCCCUCUAGCGAUACCUUAGACCUAAAUGCCGAAGAGAAAGCAGUCCUGAUAGCCAGCACCAGAUCCCCUAUCUCCUUCCUAAGCAAACUUGGCCAGACCAUCUCUCGGAAGCGUUCUCCCAAGGAUAAAAAGGAAAAGGACUUGGAUGGUGCUGGGAAGAGGAGAAAGACCAGUCAAUCAGAGGAGGAGGAAGCUCCUCGGGGCCACAGAGGAGAAAGACCGACCCUGGUGAGCACUCUGACAGACAGGAGGAUGGACGUUGCCGUUGGGAACCAAAACAAAGUGAAGUACAUGGCGACCCAGCUGCUGGCCAAAUUUGAAGAGAAUGCGCCCGCACAGUCCAUCGGCAUACGGAGACAGCUGACACAAGAGCGUGGGGCCAGCCAGCCGUCCUGCUGCCUGCCUGGGCAGGUUCGCCCUGCCCCCACCCCCCGGUGGAAACAGCAACGGGAAAAGGAGUGUUCUCGGACCUGCCCCAAAAAAGUGAUCACCCUGUCUCCUCCCCCUACUCCACCUCCCUGUCGGGCACAUGGCGGCCAGCAGACAUACAGGGAUCUUGAUGCUGACAACCGUGGCAAGCAGAGCCCCCACCAUGAGAGGCCAGAGCCUGAACCUCCUCGUCGAUUUUUUGUCGACCAGUGGGAGCUUUCUCUUAGUCUCCGCUCCUCUGCCCGCCCCGCCUCUCCCUCCUCCGACUCCCUCCGACAGAAGUAUAUAAAGAUGUACACGGGCGGAGUGAGCUCAUUGGCUGAGCAGAUAGCCAAUCAGCUUCAAAGGAAAGAACAACCCAAAGCCCUUCUAGACAAGAAGGAACUGGGCUCCAUGAAGAAGGAGUUCCCGCAGAACCUGGGAGGCAGCGACACAUGCUACUUCUGCCAGAAGCGGGUCUACGUGAUGGAGAGGCUGAGUGCCGAGGGCAAGUUCUUCCACCGGAGCUGCUUCAAGUGCGAGUACUGCGCCACCACCCUGCGCCUCUCGGCCUACGCCUACGACAUCGAGGAUGGUAAAUUCUACUGUAAGCCACACUACUGCUAUCGACUCUCUGGCUACGCACAAAGGAAGAGACCGGCAGUGGCUCCCCUGUCUGGAAAGGAGGCCAAAGGACCCCUGCAGGAUGGCGCCACCACAGAUGCAAACGGACGGGCCAACGCCGUGGCCAGCUCCACUGAGAGAACCCCAGGUUCAGGCGUGAACGGCCUGGAGGAGCCCAGCAUCGCCAAGCGACUGAGGGGCACCCCAGAGCGGAUCGAGCUGGAGAACUACCGCCUGUCCCUGAGGCAGGCUGAGGCACUGCAGGAGGUACCGGAGGAGACUCAGGCCGAGCACAACCUGAGCAGCGUGCUGGACACGGGCGCCGAGGAGGACGUCGCCAGCAGUAGUUCCGAGUCUGAGAUGGAGGAGGAGGAAGAGGAGGAGGAGGAGGAGCCUCGCCUGCCCCCAUCUGACCUGGGUGGUGUUCCGUGGAAGGAGGCCGUGCGGAUCCAUGCCCUUCUGAAAGGGAAAAGUGAAGAGGAGCUAGAGGCCUCGAAGAGCUUUGGGCCUGGGAAUGAAGAGGAGGAGGAGGAGGAAGAAUAUGAAGAGGAGGAGGACUAUGACGAGGAGGAGGAAGAGUCCAGUGAAGCCGGGAACCAGAGGCUCCAGCAGGUCAUGCACGCGGCGGAUCCUCUGGAGAUCCAGGCUGACGUGCACUGGACUCAUAUCCGUGAGAGAGAGGAGGAAGAGAGGAUGGCGCCGGCCUCUGAGUCCUCUGCUUCCGGAGCCCCAUUGGAUGAGAAUGACCUAGAGGAAGAUGUGGACUCAGAACCAGCCGAGAUAGAAGGGGAGGCAGCAGAGGAUGGGGACCCAGGGGACACUGGUGCUGAGCUGGAUGAUGAUCAGCACUGGUCUGACAGCCCGUCGGAUGCUGACAGAGAGCUGCAUUUGCCGUGCCCAGCUGAGGGGGAAGCAGAGCUGGAGCUGAGGGUGUCGGAAGAUGAGGAGAAGCUGCCCGCCUCACCAAAGCACCAAGAGAGAGGUCCCUCCCAAGCCACCAGCCCCAUCCGGUCUCCCCAGGAAUCAGCUCUUCUGUUCAUUCCAGUCCACAGCCCCUCAACAGAGGGGCCCCAACUCCCACCUGUCCCUGCCGCCACCCAGGAGAAAUCACCUGAGGAGCGCCUUUUCCCUGAGCCUUUGCUCCCCAAAGAGAAGCCCAAAGCUGAUGCCCCCUCGGAUCUGAAAGCUGUGCACUCUCCCAUCCGAUCGCAGCCAGUGACCCUGCCAGAAGCUAGGACUCCUGUCUCACCAGGGAGCCCGCAGCCCCGGCCACCCGUGGCGGCCUCCACGCCCCCACCCAGCCCACUCCCCAUCUGCUCCCAGCCCCAGCCUUCCACCGAGGCCACUGUCCCAUCCCCUACCCAGUCCCCCAUACGCUUCCAGCCUGCCCCGGCCAAAACAUCCACCCCACUGGCCCCUCUCCCUGUCCAAAGCCAAAGUGACACCAAGGACAGACUGGGCAGCCCCCUUGCUGUGGACGAGGCCCUCAGACGGAGCGACCUGGUGGAGGAGUUCUGGAUGAAGAGUGCGGAGAUCCGCCGCAGCCUCGGGCUCACACCUGUGGACCGCAGCAAGGGGCCCGAGCCCAGCUUCCCCACGCCUGCCUUCAGGCCAGUGUCCCUCAAAUCCUAUUCCGUUGAAAAGUCCCCCCAGGAUGAGGGACUCCACCUUCUCAAGCCUCUGUCUAUCCCCAAAAGGCUGGGCCUGCCAAAGCCGGAGGGCGAGCCGUUGUCCCUGCCAACCCCCCGGUCCCCGUCCGAUAGAGAGCUACGCAGCGCCCAGGAGGAGCGCAGGGAGCUGUCCAGCAGCUCUGGCCUGGGCCUGCACGGGAGCUCCUCCAACAUGAAGACACUGGGCAGCCAGAGCUUCAACACCUCGGACUCCGCCAUGCUCACGCCCCCCUCCAGCCCGCCCCCGCCGCCGCCCCCGGGCGAGGAGCCCGCCACCUUGCGGAGGAAGCUCAGGGAGGCCGAGCCCAACGCCUCGGUGGUCCCGCCGCCCUUGCCCGCCACCUGGAUGCGGCCCCCCCGGGAGCCUGCUCAGCCCCCCAGAGAGGAGGUGCGGAAGUCGUUUGUGGAGAGCGUGGAGGAGAUUCCCUUUGCUGAUGAUGUGGAGGACACCUAUGACGACAAGACUGAGGACUCAAGCCUGCAGGAGAAAUUCUUCACGCCCCCGUCCUGCUGGCCGCGCCCCGAGAAGCCUCGCCACCCGCCCCUGGCCAAGGAGAACGGGAGGCUGCCUGCUCUGGAGGGGACGCUGCAGCCACAGAAGAGGGGGCUGCCCUUGGUGUCCGCGGAAGCCAAGGAGUUGGCCGAGGAGCGCAUGCGAGCCAGGGAGAAGUCCGUGAAGAGCCAGGCGCUGCGGGACGCCAUGGCCAGGCAGCUGAGCAGGAUGCAGCAGAUGGAGCUGGCCUCAGGCGCCCCCAGGCCCCGCAAGGCGUCCUCAGCACCCUCCCAGGGCAAGGAGCGCCGGCCUGACUCCCCCACACGCCCCACUCUCAGGGGCUCCGAGGAGCCCACCCUGAAGCAUGAAGCCACCAGCGAGGAGGUCCUCUCCCCGCCGUCGGACUCAGGGGGCCCAGAUGGCUCUUUCACUUCAUCCGAGGGCUCCAGUGGGAAGAGCAAGAAAAGGUCGUCACUCUUCUCCCCCCGCAGAAACAAGAAGGAGAAGAAGUCCAAAGGCGAGGGCCGGCCCCCGGAGAAGCCCAGCUCCAACCUCCUGGAGGAAGCCGCCGCCAAACCCAAGUCCCUGUGGAAGUCCGUCUUCUCUGGGUACAAGAAGGACAAGAAGAAGAAGGCCGACGACAAGUCCUGCCCCAGCACCCCCUCCAGCGGGGCCACGGUGGACUCUGGAAAGCACAGGGUGCUUCCCGUCGUAAGGGCAGAGCUGCAGCUCCGGCGCCAGCUGAGCUUCUCCGAGGACUCAGACCUCUCCAGCGACGAUGUCCUUGAGAAGUCCUCACAGAAGUCCCGGCGAGAGUCGAUUUAUGUACCACACGCCUUGGCAUUCAGGAGAUCAUGUGCAUCAAAGCCAAGAACCUACACAGAGGAGGAACUGAAUGCCAAGCUGACCCGGCGUGUGCAAAAGGCAGCUCGGAGACAGGCCAAGCAGGAGGAGCUUAAGCGGCUGCAUCGAGCCCAGAUCAUCCAGCGGCAGCUGCAGCAGGUGGAGGAGAGGCAGCGGCGGCUGGAGGAGAGGGGCGUGGCCGUGGAGAAGGCGCUCCGGGGCGAAGCAGUUGAGCCCAGUGGCGGGACUCCACGACGUAGACCUCUCUCCUUCUGCCCUUGCUGUGUCCAGGAAGGCAUGGGCAAGAAGGACGACCCCAAGCUGAUGCAGGAGUGGUUCAAGCUAGUGCAGGAGAAGAACGCCAUGGUGCGCUACGAGUCGGAGCUGAUGAUCUUUGCCCGGGAGCUGGAGCUGGAAGACCGGCAGAGUCGACUGCAGCAGGAGCUCCGGGAACGCAUGGCAGUGGAAGAUCACCUUAAGACUGAGGAGGAGCUGUCAGAAGAGAAGCAGAUUCUCAAUGAGAUGCUGGAGGUGGUGGAGCAGAGAGACUCACUGGUGGCGCUGCUGGAGGAGCAGCGGCUCCGGGAGAGAGAGGAGGACAAGGACCUGGAGGCUGCCAUGUUGUCCAAGGGCUUCAGCCUUAACUGGUCCUGAGCUCCCACCCAACGCUCCAUUUUCUGUUGGCAUCCGCCUGGCCAGGCAGUGGCAUCCAAACCACCCGGAGCCUCGAUCUGAGGAGGCCUGGCACCUCCUUGGAGUUUAUGCUCAGAUGCCCGUGUGCUGCUUGGAAAGUGGUCGAGUCCCGCGUGCAGUGGGGAGCCCCAGGUGACAGUGGUUAUCUGAGACGGCUCCACCUCCUGGGAGGAGGCCCACCUGGACCUCCCACUCAGAGGAGGAGCACGGCGUGUAUGGCAUGACGCAGGGGACCACCCCGCGCGCUCCCUGAGGAUGUGCUGGCUGUGCCCCUUUUUUCCACUGGCACAUUUGGUAAGAGAGGGAAGCUGCUCCCCGUCAGAACCACAGUGCGCCGUGCGAGGGGCACUGUCUUCUUCAUGCUCCCUGGAGCACCACCAAAGAAACGUAAACAAUACCCCAUGAAAGCAGGGUCAGGGGUCAGGGUGCGAUCGAGACCCAGGAUGGGGGCGUCCAGUCAUGCCCACCCCAGCAUCACAGGAGACAUGGAGGUGCGGGCAGGCUCCUGAAUUAUUAUGCAAAUUAGGAGGACGCAGGAGGGGUCUGCCCUCCAGCCGAACACCACACACUGGACCCUAAGUGGCCAAAUGCCUGGGCCGCUUGCUGGCUGUGGCCUGAGGCUUGUGGGUUGCUGCAUUUUGCUUGUAGUUCACAACCAUUUUGACACUGGAAAAUGCUGACUUUGGGGGACAGGAUGAGGCCCUACAUUCUAAGCCCCCAGUUGGCAGACAGGCAUUGUCCCUGUUCCACAUUUAUGUCGGGACAGGAGAUGACCUUUUCCUCCGUGUUUUUCCUGUGUUUGCACAUUGAAAUGAAGCUGACAACCUGGCAAGACGCUCAGCCGCUUCAAACCCUUUUUGUCAAUUAACUUAUUUUUUAAUACUUGAAAAGAAGUAACUUCGUUUGUAUAUCUUUACUAGAGGAACUGAUCACCUGCGCCCGGGUGCGGGAGCCACAGCGGCAUCUGGUGCGUCCUACGCGACCUGGUCCGGGGCUGCCCGGCGCUCGUCACGUGCAUCUAUUUAUUAGCCUUUCUCUUCGUAUCACUGGCCUGGCUGGCAUCAGGGAGCUGCCCAGAACCCCUGCGUGGGUCCUCCUCACAGCUUUCUGUCCCCUCCUCCACCCGGUGCCUGCCUCACCCUGGCGCUAGACCAUCUGGACCACUCGUGAUGAGGGUGCAUUUCCGUUCUGUUUUGGGCCAGGCCAACAGCAGAGCUGCCACUCUCACCCUCCCAAUGAGAAUUCCGGCUCCGCAGAACUCGCCCUUGUCUCAGUUUGGGGGCCAGGGCAUCACCUUCCUUCGCACAUAUGUUAAAGAAGGUUUCAGCAUGGGCCCUCAUCCACACAGGCCAAGAGGGUGCAAGGUGGGACCCUGGAAUCAUGUGGCUGGUGAGAAUUCCCUCCUCCCAGCCUAAGAUUCACCCAGACGGAAACGUGAGUGCUGCAGUGGAUGCUGGGAUGCAGGCUGGUGCCUCUCAAGCAGAUCAGCGACUCCCGCCCUUCCUUCCGAAGGCGACGGGCACCUGCCUUGUGCCGGAUCUUCAUGGGGACGUAAAGGGCGAGCCCCGAAUCACUAGCUCCUAUAGCCAAACCGUUCCUUUCUCACGGUUCCGCACCAGCCUGGCUGUGUACAGCUCAUCAAGCCAUUGAGCUAAUCGGGGUGGGGUGCUUGUCCAUCAAAGCAGUUAGCACAUAGCCCAGUGAGGAGCCAUCCGGACCAGACCCGCCUGCCAGGGCGCUCCAGCCGCCUGCCGCCUCCGUGGGCUGGGGCCAGCUGGGAGCAGAGGCCUGGCCCCUCCAAGGUGUCCCGCAGUGGAGCAGGCUGAGUGGCUGCGCUGACCACACUGUGCCUCAACUUGAACAUUCAUCCCAGCUGCAAAGGAGCAAAGAACCUGUGUCAUCCUUGUCUGUCCAGAAGCUGCCAUCUCUCUCCCAUGCACAUCCGGGAGAUAACGCCGCUAGUGGCCGCCACAGCGCUGAUUCUCCACCUGUUCUCACGUGAGGCAAAGGUCUCCUUUUCUUUUCUCUUUACUUAAAAAAGGGGAGAGGAGGGUUUCUAGAUUCCAUCUUCAAACCCCAGUCGUCCCGUAAAAUUGGACGUGGGAAAAGACCUUCACUGCCUGCGUGGCCUUUCCCAGACCUCUCCUCGAAUGCCACAAAACCGGUCCAGCCCCGGCAGAGCUGCCUUCGGCCCUUGUAGCUCCUGCUGGCCCCACAACAGGGAAACAGUUUGCAAAGUGGCUUGGAAGGAGUGUGGCCUAGGGAUCUGCUAUAAGUGGCGAGACGUAGCAGGAGAGCCCAGUGUCACCUUCUGGUCCUGGUCAGCCUUAACACUGUGGCAUCCUCCACAGCACACACGGCAGCCUGCAGUCUGGAAGGCGGACCCGAGCCUUUGCAGAGAGGCGCCACAGAGCCGCAGGCCUGCACAGCAGCCCCAGCCUUCUGCUCCCGACUGUGAGGACACCCAGUUCUAGUAGAGCACUUUUUUUAAAGCUCCCAUUUUGUAACCACUAGUUUGCGGUUGACUUGAGUACUCUGGUGACUUCCUGCGUCAAGCGUUCUCAAGCUGUGAGAAUGUGCGCAGCUCCAGGCAGGUUUUCUCUCGGAGAGUUAAGUCUUCCCUUGAAGGCAGGGAAGCAGGAUGGAUACACAUAUAUCACAUGCAUAAAACACCAGGCGCGGGAGCAGCCCAGACUCAAGGCUGACUAAACUGGAGGCUGAAUACCGUGGAGUCCACAUGCAGCUUCCCUGGAGGGCAGGCCGGAGGCACUCCCGCCCCUGGGCUUGAGGAUGCUGCACCCCGUGGGCUUCCAGGCCUGCCCAGAUGAUGCCUUCAGGCCUCUGCCCCUGGCGGCCAUCCUCAGGCCGAUUUUGACCAGCAAUGAUAGACUCUUCUUAACCCUUUCAAAAUAAAUUUUUCAGUGGGACAGAAAGGAGAGUUAAAAAACAUUUUUUUAAAGGUGGUAACAUCUGACCCACAAAGGGAUUGGGUCUGUUUUAUGCAAAAUAAAAGUUUUUCAAAUAAA
Molecule: messenger RNA, 9837 nt
Organism: Pan troglodytes (chimpanzee)
Lineage: Eukaryota; Metazoa; Chordata; Mammalia; Primates; Hominidae
Gene: MICAL3
Product: microtubule associated monooxygenase, calponin and LIM domain containing 3
Exons: 39
Coding region: 200-6772 (2190 amino acids)
Molecular function (GO): protein binding; FAD binding
Source: RefSeq, a predicted model, not a curated record